This is a messenger RNA of Cyclopterus lumpus (lumpfish), 2428 nucleotides long. RefSeq names its product solute carrier family 5 member 8, like (gene slc5a8l). Lineage: Eukaryota; Metazoa; Chordata; Actinopteri; Perciformes; Cyclopteridae. Gene Ontology annotation, biological process: sodium ion transport; propanoate transmembrane transport. The transcript is spliced from 16 exons. The record is from RefSeq and is a predicted model, not a curated record. Gene Ontology annotation, molecular function: organic acid:sodium symporter activity. Bases 488 to 2302 code for a protein of 604 amino acids. Gene Ontology annotation, cellular component: membrane.
UGUCUUUUACAAUCACUGACAUUACAGCUGGCUUGACUACCGCGUGUCCUUGAUGGAUCAUUAACUAAAGUGAACUAAUCUUUAUAGUCGGACGAAAAAACGUCAGACUUCUGCCGAUUGCAGGAGAUGUCCAGUGGUGGAAGUGUCUCAUUCUUCUACGACAGCCGGAGCGACUCUUGUUGUUUAAGUUCGAUUGGAAAAGCUCCAAAAAACAACAGAGGACUAAAAACCUGAACUCUGAAGAUUUUUCUUUGCUUUUCUUUGUUGAUGGUUUGAAUGAAAACUUUGUUAAUAUGAGUGCAGCUGAUUGACACACGUCUCACAUUUGACAACGUCUGAAAUGCGCUGAAAAGCAACAUUCGGUCAGUCUUGUGUGUUUAUCUUUGCUCCCGGUGUUGGUAUAUGUACAACAGGAGUUGAGGUAACACAUAAGCAUUCCUAACGACAGUUCAGAGAGGAGAGGCGUGUUAGUAAAACUGAACUAAGCAUGGUUGGGACAGGUGGCCCCGUGGCCACUUUCUCUGUGUGGGAUUAUGUGGUGUUUGCCGGAACCAUUUUGGGGGCAGCGGGCAUCGGCCUUUUCCAGGCCAUCCGAGGCCGCAAGGACACCAGCAGCGCCGAGUUCUUGCUGGGCGGACGGCAAAUGACAGCUGUGCCAGUCGCCAUGUCGCUCACUGCCAGCUUCAUGUCUGGCAUCACAGUCAUCGGCACACCUACUGAGGCCUACCGGUUCGGAGCUGCCUUCUGGCUCUUCGGCUUCUCUUAUGCCAUCAUGUCGGUCGUCUCUGCCGAGGUCUUCGUCCCGCUUUUCUACAGACUGGGGAUCACCAGCGCCUACGAGUACCUGGAGAUGCGCUUCAGCCGGCCCAUUCGGAUAAUUGGGACGUCGAUGUACAUCAUACAAACGGCCCUCUACACCGGUUUGGUCAUCUAUGCUCCUGCUCUUGCACUAAAUCAAAUCACAGGACUUGAUCUAUGGGGAGUGCUGGUGUCUACAGGAGCGGUGUGCAUCAUCUACUGCACUUUGGGCGGUCUGAAAGCAGUAAUCUGGACAGACGUGAUACAGAUGGUGAUCAUGCUGGUGGGUUUCGUGGCGGUUAUAGCCAGAGGAGCUGUACUGCAGGGAGGCCUGACGAAGAUCUGGGAAGACGCCGGCCGAGGAGGCCGACUCGAGGCGUUUGAUUUUGACCCAGAUCCUCUGAAGCGACAUACCUUCUGGACCAUCGUCGUUGGCGGCAGCGUCAUGUGGGUGUCCAUCUACUCCAUCAACCAGUCCCAGGUGCAACGCUACAUCUCCUGCAAAACCCUGGGACACGCCAAGAUGUCUUUGUACGUGAACAUGGUUGGCUUGUGGGUAACUGUGAGUCUGGCUAUGUUUUCUGGCCUCACCAUGUUCUCCAUUUACAAGAACUGUGACCCACUUACAAACGGUGAUAUAGGCACCUACGACCAGAUGCUGCCCUACCUUGUGAUGGAUAUUUUGGCAGACUACCCUGGCAUCCCCGGCUUGUUUGUGGCUGCUGCAUACAGCGGCACCCUUAGCACGGUGUCUUCCAGCAUCAACGCCCUUGUUGCCGUCACCGUGGAAGACUUCAUUCUACCGCAGUGCAAAAACCUCACGGAGAGGCAGGUGAUCUGGUUGAACAUGGGCCUGAGUGUAUUCUUUGGCGCCCUGUGUAUUGGGAUGGCUGGAGUUGCUUCAGUAUUGGGAAACGUUUUGCAGGCAGCUCUGUCCAUAUUUGGCAUGAUCAGCGGGCCUCUACUGGGUCUUUACCUAUUGGGCAUGCUAUUCCGCACAUCCAAUUCAAUAGGAGGACUUGUGGGAAUGAUCGUGGGUCUGGUGUUGACUCUGUGGGUGGGGGUCGGAGGCCUGAUUUUCCCACCGACAGAUGAAAAGACAAAUCCUCUCCAAGUCAGCACUGUGGGCUGCAACAGCACAAUGGGCCAAAACUACACGACGGCAGCUCCGUGGACCAGUGCGGUGACCCUGACCUCACAGAGCGACGUGAGGCCGCCUCUGGCAGACUCCUGGUACUCUCUGUCCUACCUCCACUUCGCUCUCUUGGGUACUCUGACCACCAUGGUGUCUGGCCUGCUGGUGAGCGCGAUCACAGGUGGAUGCAAGCAAGAACACAUUAACCCUGAUCUGUUUGUGAAAAUGAGCGACCUGGUCUGCUUCAGCUGCUGUGGUGAAUCAGAGGAAACAGACGUCACAGAAAAGGCCGCCACAGACUUUCAUUUGAAAGCUGGGAACUCAACAUUCAAAGACGUUGACUCGUGGCUGCUAUAUUCUGAACAUUGACCUCCUGCAUUGAUAUUUGGAUAUUUGACAACACGUGUGAAAGCAUUUGCUUUUGAUUAUUUGCUUAGUGGCUACUUAUUUAUAUCUUGAAAUUGUGCACUUUUUAUGAACUACCUGCAUUAAUUA